This is a messenger RNA of Helobdella robusta, 2097 nucleotides long. RefSeq lists its product as hypothetical. The transcript has a single exon. Lineage: Eukaryota; Metazoa; Annelida; Clitellata; Rhynchobdellida; Glossiphoniidae. The record is from RefSeq and is a predicted model, not a curated record. Bases 1 to 2097 code for a protein of 698 amino acids.
AUGUUCACAUUAAACAUUUUUUUGAAUACAGCAAGCACGGCGAGCACGAGGCAUCACUUCAGAGGGCAGAAGAUGGCGUUGUGGCUGCAACUGAUCCCAAGAGUGCAUCAAGAUGGAUGGCAUGCCGAUGUUGCGAUGGAUGAUUAUGUUUACAACAGGCCAGUGCAAGGUAAACGUGAGAACGUUGCAAGCCAUGAGGAACAGGGUAAUAAUAAUAAAGUUGAUGUUGGCGACUAUGCUGUUGAUGAAAUUUUGGACCAUAAAAUUGGUGAAGAAGGAAGUGAUGAGGCUUUAAACGAUGAUUAUGACUUGGAUUUCGGUACCAAAAGUGAUGUCGAUUUCAAAAAACAUCAACUGCAUAAGCUGGAUUGUCGAGAAAAUUUUCAAAUUGAUGAAGAUGUUGAUAACAUUAUUAAUGGGAAUGUUAAUGAUUGGGAGUGCUUCGAAGACGAUACGACACUGACAGACAAACAAGUGAUAAGCUCCGCAUUGAGUCAUUGCUACAGAAAUGAUUUUAAAAAUUUUAAAAACUAUUUGACGAACUGUUUGCUUGAAAUCGACAACUUCAAUUCACCACCGCAAAAGUUUGACAACUCACUUUUUACGUUUUUAAAACCCUACUACUACCAACUUGGACAGCGUGCACCUUUGUUUAAUGGACAACAACAUCGUCAAAACAAUCCGUUGAUAUUUCAUUAUUUUGCCUGUCCCGGCUUUUUCACGAGUCAUUGGUCAAAUGCAUCACAUCAUAAUCCACUUCAUGCAUCGUUUGAUCAACUCUAUAAACAGCAAACUAACCUGACUUUUCAAACGUCAUUCAAUAAAACAGACAACUUUUCUUUCUACUCAAACGACAGCAAUGAAGAAAACAUGACAGACCAUGAAAAGUUUGAAAAAUGGUUAAGUCAUUCGACCAACGAGUUUCACACCUCGUCCAAAUACGUCAAUUCUCGCUCAACGUUUCACAAAAACAAUUUCAACGCCGUAAACUUUGAUACAAACGGCAUCAUUGAAAGUAAGAAGGACAACCCGAGUCAGCGCGGCUGGUCUCUACUUACAACCACAAUUCUCAUCGGAUUGGUAUUCUUAGUUUUAAACGUUUUUCUUUUUAUCACCACUUUUGUUCAGUGGCAUUUUUUGGGACGAAAAUUCAAGCGUCGUUUAGAUACGAAAAUUGACAUUUCUGAUUUUGAAAAUCGAUUAAGCGCUUCAAAAUUUUGUGAUUCGGUUGAUUAUUUACUAGAACACAACAAGCGAUCAAACCGACUCGAUAAGAAAACUUUGCAAAUAACUCGACCUUGCGAAAUGAAGCACGAAAGGAAGAACGAAGGUGGCUUAAAAGAACCCUCCUUUUUGUGCAACCACACAGAUAUCAGCAGCAGCGUAAACAAACUGCAAAGUUCAACCAGCCUCACGAACUACAUCGACAACAUUCUGAAUGACACGAACGCGAGCACAAAUUCUUUGAACAGAAAUGUAUCAAACAAACGGCAUUUCGAAAAGUUUUACACUAUCCCUAAAACAUCAACAAACUCGAUCGUGUUAAAAAAGCAAACUGACGUGCAAAACGGGAACGCCAGCAUUGAUUUUAAUUCGAACUGCAAUGUUGAAUCAGCUGAUUACAGUUUCGCUUCAUUUAUCAUAGAUAAAACAAAUUACCUAACCGCUUCCAAGUGUAAUGAUCUAAACUCUUUGAACAUCUCAACUUUGAACAGAAUUAAAAUGAUUGAUUACGAUAAACUGGAUGACCAGAAAUGCAAAUAUAAUGUCAGGUUCAGUGAAAGUCAAUCAGUCAGACAAUCAGAUAUUCAAACGCUGCAUUCAAACAAAAUGCUUCACCAUCAUUGUCCUCAACAUCAGCAACCUCGUGUUCAGCAGCAGCAGCAGCAACCAAACUCCGCUGAGCAUCCUAUCAACACUCCCAUCACGAAUAAUUUUCACUCUCAAAAUACCUCAAACCCGUUGAAUUUAUUAUUAAAAGAAAAUGAUCUCACGACAACAGACGAAUUGAGUCCAAAAAUGAGACCCGUCUGUUACGCAGCACCCAGCCUUCCGAAAAACGACACUUCUAAAUGUAAUGUAUCGACCGUUGUAUGA